Messenger RNA from Megalops cyprinoides (Indo-Pacific tarpon), 1897 nucleotides. RefSeq names its product cysteine/histidine-rich 1 (gene zftraf1). The record is from RefSeq and is a predicted model, not a curated record. Lineage: Eukaryota; Metazoa; Chordata; Actinopteri; Elopiformes; Megalopidae. The transcript has 4 exons. Gene Ontology annotation, molecular function: zinc ion binding. The coding region runs from base 714 to 1862 and encodes 382 amino acids. Gene Ontology annotation, cellular component: nucleus.
UUUUUGAUUUGCCGUAUUCGCGACCUCUGCUGAGUAAUCGCGAUAUUGAUUGGAAGUCGCUGUGAACAGUGGAGUCACUGGGAGAAGACGAGACGGACAGCAGAAAAACAAAGAUGGCUGUGUAGUCCAGGAGGCGAUUUGCAAGCAGAGUCGCAAUACUGUCUGAUAAUCUCAUCGGAGGUCUGUCAGGUCCAAUACCUCUCGAUCUAUUUCGGCUGGGCUUAGAAGGAAGUCCGGAAUCGUGGUGCAGAACCGUGCCCCUGAUGGGCCGUGGUGCGGGCGCUGUCACAGCGAAUAACGACGUCAAUAGCACGACAGGGUCCGUUUUGUUCCAGAGCAGGGGAAAAACCUCAAGUAUUUUGAAAGGGUGAUAGCUAGCUAGCUAGCUAGAUAAACUUUUAGAGUGGUUAGCUAGAUAGUCACAUAGGUGGAGAUAACUGACUAGCUAUACAUUCUGCAUCAAACUAAAGGGAGGCUAGCCAGUUCAUUAGAUUAUUUGGUUAUUUAAACCUAAAUCGAAGCUUGUUUAUUUACGAAAUAAUUGCUCACACAGAGUUGGCUAGCAAGACGGUAAAGCCCACUAGCUAGCUAGCAAAGGUUGUUAGCUAGCUAGAACGCAACCCAGACCUUCGUAUUGUUAGGUUGAAAGUCGGAUAUAGCAAGACAGCUAGUUAGAUCAAAAACACAAGUGUGAAAAAACGAGAGACAAAUCAAUGUCCUCUAUGGAGGAGCGGGUGGAAGUAGGAGUUGCGGCAGCUCCGGGCUCUUCCUCUGCCGGGCUAGGUGUAGGGGCAGUGGGUGGCGCCCUGGAAGCGGUUGCGGGGGGUGCCGGGCUGGCCGGAAUACAGGAGGAGGCCGGGGUACGGAGAGAGGGGUCCGGGCCCGAAUCUGACCCGGACGCGCCGCCCAAGAAGCGGGUGAGACUCCAGGAAGGCGAGGCAGGGAAAUUGGAGGAGAGAUUGUAUUCCGUACUCUGCUGCACCGUGUGCCUAGACCUACCCAAAGCCUCCGUCUAUCAGUGCACGAAUGGGCACCUGAUGUGUGCAGGCUGCUUCAUCCACCUGCUGGCGGACUCGCGCCUGAAGGAGGAGCAGGCCACCUGCCCCAACUGCCGCUGCGAGAUCAGCAAGAGCCUGUGCUGCCGGAACCUGGCGGUGGAGAAGGCGGUGAGCGAGCUGCCCUGCGACUGCAGCUUCUGCCUGAAGCAGUUCCCCCGCAGCGGCCUGGAGCGCCACCAGAAGGAGGAGUGCCAGGACAGACUCACCCAGUGUAAGUACAAGCGGAUCGGAUGUCCCUGGCAGGGCCCCUUCCAUGAGCUGACGGCCCACGAGGCCGAGUGCUGCCACCCGACCAAGACGGGCAACGAGCUGAUGGGCAUCCUGGACGAGAUGGACCAGUCCCACCGCAAGGAGAUGCAGCUCUACAACAGCAUCUUCAGCCUGCUGUGCUUCGAGAAGAUUGGCUUCACAGAGGUGCAGUUCCGGCCGUACCGCACGGACGACUUCAUCACCCGUCUGUACUACGAGACGCCCCGCUUCACCGUGCUCAACCAGACCUGGGUGCUGAAGGCCCGCGUCAACGACUCGGAGCGCAACCCCAACCUGUCCUGCAAGCGCACGCUCUCCUUCCAGCUGAUCCUGAAGAGCAAGGUCAACUCGGCACUGGAGUGCUCCUUCCUGCUGCUCAAAGGGCCCUACGACGACGUCAAGAUCAAGCCCGUCAUCAACCACCACGUCUUCAGCAACGACACCAACGAGACUGACUACGUGCCUCUGCCCAUCAUCGACUCGGUCGAGUGCAACAAACUGCUGGCAGCCAAGAACAUCAACCUCCGCCUCUUUAUAUUCCAGAUCCAGAAAUGAUGGGGACACGGAGGGAGGGAGAGGAGGAGGGAGAU